AUGGGGUUUGGGAAUAAUGCAAUUCAGGCAGGGAGUUUGGAUGUGGGGAAGUCAAAGGUAAAGAUGCAGAAGGACGGUGCAGAAAAGGAAAUUGGGUGCUGUGUUAAAUUCUGUUUCAUUGGGAGCUGUAUACCUUCAAGAUCAAAGGUUGAUAACUCCAUCAGUGGCACUAGCGCUAACAGUGUGGAAAAAACAUCUGCAUAUGAGAAAAACAAGAAGGAAAGGAACGCUCUUCCAGGGUCCUCUACAACAACCAGUAAUGCAGAAAGUGUCCCUUCUACCCCAAAAUUCAGUGAGGAGUUGAAGGUUUCUUCUCGUUUGAGAAAAUUUACAUUCAAUGAGCUUAAGUUGGCCACUAGGAAUUUCAGACCAGAGAGUCUUCUUGGUGAGGGAGGGUUUGGAUGUGUUUUCAAGGGUUGGAUUGAGGAAAAUGGAACUGCACCUGUGAAACCUGGUACUGGGCUUACUGUAGCUGUGAAAACUCUCAACCAUGAUGGACUUCAGGGUCACAAAGAGUGGCUUGCAGAGUUAGACAUUCUUGGUGACCUUGUCCAUCCGAAUCUGGUUAAAUUGGUUGGUUUCUGUAUUGAAGAUGACCAAAGAUUGUUGGUUUAUGAAUGUAUGCCCCGUGGAAGUUUGGAGAACCACCUCUUCAGAAAAGGGUCGUUGCCUCUUCCUUGGUCUAUCAGAAUGAAAAUUGCACUUGGUGCUGCAAAAGGUCUUUCUUUUCUCCAUGAAGAAGCUCAGCGGCCUGUAAUCUAUCGUGAUUUUAAGACAUCUAAUAUUCUUUUAGAUGCGGAAUACAAUGCAAAGCUAUCUGACUUCGGACUCGCCAAAGAUGGUCCUGAAGGGGAAAAGACUCACAUAUCAACAAGAGUCAUGGGAACAUAUGGUUAUGCAGCUCCUGAGUAUGUGAUGACAGGACAUUUGACAUCAAAAAGUGAUGUCUAUAGUUUUGGAGUAGUGCUACUAGAAAUGCUCACCGGGCGGCGAUCUAUCGAUAAGAAUAGACCAAAUGGGGAACACAAUCUUGUGGAGUGGGCAAGGCCUGUGCUUGGUGACCGAAGGAUGUUACUACGGAUUAUUGAUCCUCGUCUUGAAGGUCACUUCUCUGUUAAAGGAUCACAGAAGGCUGCCCAGCUGGCUGCUCAAUGCCUUAGCCGUGAUCCAAAAUCCAGACCCAUGAUGAGUGAUGUUGUUCAAGCUCUGAAGCAUUUGCAAAACCUCAAGGAUAUGGCUAUCUCAACUUAUCAUUUCCAGGUUGCACGAGUAGAUCGAACCAUGUCCAUGCCAAAUUCUAAAAAUGGUACGCAAGCACAGUUAACAACUUUAUCAAGGAAGGGUCAACCUGCAAGGUCCUUGUCAAGUCCAAAAGGUCCUCAUGGUUCUCCAUAUCAUCACUGUAUCAAGUCACCAAAGCCUAAUGGAUAA
Molecule: messenger RNA, 1431 nt
Organism: Sphenostylis stenocarpa
Lineage: Eukaryota; Viridiplantae; Streptophyta; Magnoliopsida; Fabales; Fabaceae
Source: the annotation of a GenBank genome assembly